Messenger RNA from Girardinichthys multiradiatus, 2997 nucleotides. RefSeq names its product dynein axonemal intermediate chain 4-like. Gene Ontology annotation, molecular function: dynein heavy chain binding; dynein light chain binding. Lineage: Eukaryota; Metazoa; Chordata; Actinopteri; Cyprinodontiformes; Goodeidae. Gene Ontology annotation, cellular component: axonemal dynein complex. The transcript has 17 exons. The coding region runs from base 264 to 2573 and encodes 769 amino acids. The record is from RefSeq and is a predicted model, not a curated record. Gene Ontology annotation, biological process: cilium movement.
UAUGGAGACUUUGACGUUAGUUAAGAUUUGAGUCCGUUUGUUCAAACAAAUUCAAUACAGAUUUUAGCAUCUUUAGAUGUAUUUCAGAUUUUGGACUACAGUCGGUCAAACGUAGUCCAGAGAAAUAUGCUGUCAAAGUUUCCUAAAAGCUGUGAAACAGCCUUUUACUUGAGUGCCAAACCGGAAGAUGGGAAUUAGAGGCGAACUUCAGCUUCACGCAUGAUUAAAGAUCAAGAGUUGCUCGCAGUUACGAACCUACAGUGAUGGAAAAAGAGAAGAAGACAACUCUACGGCCUUAUUCAUCAGUUGACACGAUGAAUAGCUUCGGAUCAGCAGAGUGUAAAGGCAUCCAGGGUUCAAAACAAAAAAUGAAGUUUCAGGGGUUGGAUGCUCAAGGGAUAGGUGCUUUUCCUUUGCCCCUGGGUUUUACACCACCUGAAGAUCCAGAAUCCCAAAAAAAGACAUCAUGUCUGGAUAUCAUUUUCAACACAGGAUCAAAUCGUUUCAAGUCCUCUGCAGUCACAGAUGUGGCUUCGUCCAGAUUGUUUUGCAGCUCAUUCUUCAGCAUGUCCGAAAUGGAAUCUGGUUUACUCUCAAGGAGCAAUAAAACCGAAGAAAGCUUUACUCUGGACGUUGAUCCUACUCGUCCUGCUCACAGUGAGGUUCCAGUGAGAAGACAGAGUUUGAAAGCAGAGAUGCCAGAGGACAAUAUGUAUCAGGGAUUUAAUGUCAUUCUUACUGAGACACACAUGUUUUCGCUGCUAGACCUUUCCCCCACCCUUAUCUCAGAGGAUGCUGAGGAUGCAGAAACACUUAAACAGAGAAACAUCCACUAUGCUGAGUGUUGUAAGAAUAGAAUGGACGAUGAUAAUUAUUUAGAGCGAUCAAGUCAGACAUUUGUUGGAGAACCUAAAAACAAGCACACCCAGGCCAACAGGAACAGCAGUAUCAAUGAAGGCACAACCGCUACCGUCUGGGACAUGUAUGAUUCUUUUUGUGAGCCAAAGGAAACCAGGGAAACCCAGAAAGCCGAUCAGGAGGAUUGUUUUGUUAGCACCAAAAAAGAGCAAGACAAAACAGAGAGGACUAUGAGUGGGGACACAGCUGGCAGUACCGUCAGCUCAGCAGAAAUGGAAACGUGUGGGGAGUGUUUAGAAGUCGAGCCAGGCAGAGAUAAGUUCCUGCUGUCGGAAUCGUUCAAGAACAGCUUGUUGGUUACAGAGAGGGUCAUACUAUUAAACGUUUUUCAGCCUAAGUUGGCUGCUUUCAGAGGGCUGCCUGUCCUAAAAGACCCAUACAGUACAGUGAAGCCUAGCUUUGAGAUACAGAGUACGGAGGACAAAGACAGUACUUUAAGUCCAACCAUGGAAUAUCUCUGGACCUUCGCCUGUCCCCUCACCACAGGACACAACCUCACCAGCAUGACAUGGAACAAGAAGAACUCAGGUGUCCUGGCUAUAGGCUUUGGUGACUGGGCCUCAGGCAGCCCAAAACCUGGUCUUGUUUGCUGCUGGUCUCUAAAAAAUCUAACGUGGCCAGAGCGAGUCUUUCCGUGCCAUAGCAGUGUGACAUGCCUGGAUUUCUCUGCCAACAACCCCAGCCAGCUGGCUGUAGGGAUGUACGAUGGCUCCGUGGCCAUCUACAAUGUUCAGGUCGGAAACCACAUGGCGUGUAUCGCCAACAGCCGUGACUGUUCUAAAAGGCACCAGCAACCGGUGUGGCAGGUCAUCUGGACCAAGCAACAGCUACAACUAUCAGGGGAAGAACGUGAAGAAAUUCUUGUGUCCGUGUCAGGAGAUGGAAGGAUUACCAAGUGGCUUGUCCUUAGCAAUGGUUUCAACUGUAUAGACCUGAUGGUAGUGAAAAGGAUUCAGGAUCACAAAAAGGUCCCUGCAGGAAACCAGGAGAAGUGUGACAUUGUUCUGCUACCAAGGACUCCUGUUCAUUGUGUUGACUUCCACCCAACAGACACUGGGACCUAUGUGAUUGGAACGUGGGACGGCCGCAUGCACGUGUGCUCUUUUUCCAACAGCGAGCAUUUUCUCGACACAUACAACACACUCAGUUCGCCUGUAAAUCAGGUUGAGUGGUCACUAUUCAGUCCAGAUGUGUUCCUCAGCUGCUCUGCAAACUGGACCAUCCAGUUGUGGAAGCUGGACUCCCUAACCCCCAAGAUGAGGUUCACAUCAGUGCAGAGCCCAGUGGAUAGCGUUAAGUGGUCCCCAAACUGCUCUACGGUGUUUGCAGCUGUCUACAGACAGCGUGUGGAAGUCUGGGACCUGAGUUCAAGCACCCUGCUCCCAACUGUCGUGCACCAUGCUGCGCCUGGUGUGACGCUGACAUCUGUGCUGUUUGCCAAAGGAUCAGAUUGUAUUUUGGUUGGGGACAAUGAGGGUGAGGUGACGGUAUACAAGCUCAAAGGCUUCAGAAACGGGAAAGAAAAACAGGUGAACAGUCUGGACGACAUCAUGCACACUGUCCCAGGGUACCUUCCCGACCGAAGAACUGCCAUGCCAAACCCGAAUCUAAUUAGCACUUCAAAUAUGUUCAUAGAAGAGUUUGAUCUCGUUUAAAGCCUCACUUUUGUUUAUGUCGUGUUAAAACUAAUUUGUUCAAACAGCACAAAAUAUCAGUUUCAUCCCCUGUUCUGUGAAGGGAUGUAUGUCUUUAUUUGCAAACCAACAAACUGGUGAGAAAAUGUAAAACUCAAGAAUUUAAGAAUCAGCUUAAAACACACACCAAGCAGCAUGCCGAAUAAGUAGACUAUGUAAAAUGGAUCAAGAGUGACAGUUAAAGGAGGGUAGGUCUACUUUGAGGAACCAAGGGGGUCAAAACUGACUUGAACAUUUUAAGGUACUGCAAAUGUUAAAAUAUGGUUAAUGGAAAGGAUCUCAAAAAAAGAUUUGUUUAAUGUUAAAAUGUCCAGGAAUUUAGCUUUAAUGUUCCCUUCAUAAACUCCACUUAUAAAUUAUAUAAAUAUUGAAGUCUUUUACUUUA